UUGGAAUCCACACCCAUACCUAUGUAAUCUUCACACUACAUAAAAACUACACUAGGUACGUGAAACAUCUAAGCUAACUGAUGGUUGUAUGAUGACUCACGGGGACCCCUGUCCCCACUACUAAGGAGGGACACAUACUAUAAAUAGACCAUGUCCCCGACAUGGUCUCUCAGAUAUUUCUUCCUCCUUAGACAAACUUUAAUACAUCGUCUCAACACCAUUGAUUUCAUAGUUAUUACCUUGUUAUUUGCUUUACCAUACGUACGUACCUACCAACACUAACGUGUAUUGGGAAUUGCAGACAAGGAUCUUUCUAAUACCUACUGUCUACACAGAUGGACACGAUGGUAGGCUUACCCUUUGGAAAAAAGCAGAAGGCAACGCCGUCAAAUUCUUCGCAGCAGAUCCAAUUUACAUGGUCUGACGACUACGUAUCUGUGGGUGCGGAUGACCAGUUUGUGUCAGUUGACCACGAGGACUUAUACCAAGGAGAAGUCCACAAAGAUGGCAAGAAUGAGGGCGAGAAGAAGCAUAUGUUCUUCCGUCCCAAUGUGACGGUCAACGUUUUCGGCAACAACGGGUCGAAUUCUGGAACUACAGGAGCGGAAGGGACCGAGCCGAGCGUCACAAAGCCAGUCAACGAAAAAAAGACCGAACAGAUUCAUGAUACCGUAGCCGAUCUGACGGCUAAACUUGCAGCUUUAUCCCAAAAAGUUGAUGAGCUUUCCGAGUUAGCAUCCGCUCGGGGACCUCGAGUUGAAUGCGGUUUGUGGAACACGGGGGAGGUUCGUUCAUCGAAUCAACCUUCGAACAACACCAGAGCGCGAAUCUGGUUUGAAAAAGAAUUCAAAUCUGUUCCGAAGGUGACGACUGGGAUGUCCUCAGCCGACGUGUCUAAAGAUGCAAACUUUAGAGUGUCCGUUUAUCCGACAGAAAUAGACACAAAAGGAUUUAAAGUAAAUGUACAUGGCUGGCAUGAUACGAUGAUAUAUUCCUGCGGGGUGUCGUGGGUCGCUAUAGGCGACUAGUUGUGUACGUACACCGCAAUAUAUACCUGGUGUAUAGGAAGAGGCCAUCCUACUUCUACGGCGUCUAUUGUGACCCACCAUGGAUACUAUGGCCCCAGAAACUUGAUAAAACAUAACUUCCCAGAUACCUUAGCUAGCUAGAUUGUCUACAUUACAGUUAAACUUGAGAUUUUCUCCAUCUGUCUUGUCUAAG
Messenger RNA from Daldinia decipiens, 1221 nucleotides. RefSeq lists its product as uncharacterized. Gene Ontology annotation, cellular component: phagocytic vesicle; protein complex involved in cell adhesion; cell surface. Gene Ontology annotation, molecular function: oligosaccharide binding; N-acetylgalactosamine binding; polysaccharide binding. The coding region runs from base 336 to 1028 and encodes 230 amino acids. NCBI's taxonomy places the organism in Eukaryota, Fungi, Ascomycota, Sordariomycetes, Xylariales, Hypoxylaceae. Gene Ontology annotation, biological process: cell-cell adhesion. The record is from RefSeq and is a predicted model, not a curated record. The transcript has a single exon.